GCAAUAAUACCAGCACUCAGGCCUCACUUAGGUGAUUUCUACUGCCCUAGUCGCCUGCUAUAACGGGAAGACUCUAUCGGCCUUUGAUGCUGUCAAUUCCCACUGCUACGCUUAUUGCGAAGCUUGCGCAGUGCAUAGCCACCUGCCUGCUGAACGUUCUCACCACACCUCUCACGCUUUUGGACCCUCCAGGUUUUUUGUUUGCUUAUCAGCGCCAUCACUGGUAUACUUGCUCCCACGCUCAAGCUUCAACAUGGGUCGCAAGCGUUCUAAACUCUCUACUGUCAGCAAAGUCAAGGAGGCCGUCGUGCAAUCCAGUGGUAAUCUCAAGACUCUGCACUUCAACCUUACAAAGUUGCGAGCUGAUCGCAUUGCGUUUGAGAGGGAGCAGGUCUAGAGUCAGCUAGCUGACAAUGCUACUGCAAGACAGCUCCUUGCUGAGGCAGCGCUUGAGGCGGGCACUGUGAACAAUGCAAGUGCUGACACCCAGUACCCGGAC
Molecule: messenger RNA, 499 nt
Organism: Suillus paluster
Lineage: Eukaryota; Fungi; Basidiomycota; Agaricomycetes; Boletales; Suillaceae
Exons: 4
Coding region: 87-407 (106 amino acids)
Source: RefSeq, a predicted model, not a curated record